AUGAACUACUGACUUUGCGUGACUGCCAAAACUAAAAGUUCGCUAAACACUGCCCACUUCGAUUCUGUAGCUCUCGCCGGAAAUGAAAUCAUACUCUCAAUUUGUGUCUUCUUCUCAAUACCCACUUCAGUUUUGCUCACCUAGAACCACAUUAAACUCGUAUAUACCCUUUGUUUCUUCAGUGUCUAGCAGUAGUCUAACAAAGGGCAGGGUUGAGGGUUUAUGCAUCACUAGAGCCAUGACCGGUUCAUCAAACGAAACUAACAAUAAAGAGACCAAGUUAUGGGGUGGAAGGUUUGAGAAGAGUGUUACUGAUAUUGUUGAGAAAUUUACUGAGUCUAUUUCCUUUGAUAAGCACCUUUAUAAGCAUGAUAUUAUGGGUAGCAAGGCUCACGCUUCAAUGCUCUGCCAACAGGGAUUGAUGAGUGCCAGUGAUAAGGAUAGCAUUUUACAAGGUCUCGACGAGAUCCAAAAAUGCAUUGAAGCGGGUGAGUUUGUGUGGAGGACAGAUAGGGAGGAUGUUCACAUGAAUAUUGAGGCUGCACUUACUGAUAUGAUUGGCGAGCCAGCAAAAAAACUGCAUACUGCUCGGAGCAGAAAUGAUCAGGUCUUGACUGAUUUUCGCCUAUGGUGUCGCGAUGCUAUUGAUAGAAUCAUUGUAUCCAUCAAACAUCUACAAGUUGCGUUGGUGACUUUGGCUUUGGAUAAUGAGGGGUUAAUAGUUCCUGGCUAUACGCAUUUGCAAAGAGCACAGCCGGUUUUAUUGUCACAUCUUCUGUUGGCUUAUGUUGAGCAGCUUGAACGUGAUGCCAGCCGUUUACACGAUUGUAGAGUAAGGCUGAAUUUCUGCCCCUUGGGUGCAUGUGCAUUGGCAGGCACUGGUCUACCUAUUGAUAGGUUUAUGACUUCCGAUGCUCUGGGAUUCACUGCUCCAAUGAGGAACAGUAUUGAUGCAGUAUCAGACCGUGAUUUCGUCUUGGAGUUUCUUUCUGCUAACUCCAUCACAGCCGUUCAUCUUUCUCGGUUGGGUGAAGAAUGGGUAUUGUGGGCUUCAGAGGAGUUUGGAUUUAUCACUCCUAGUGAUUCUGUUUCCACCGGAAGUAGCAUUAUGCCUCAGAAGAAAAAUCCUGAUCCUAUGGAACUUGUUCGAGGAAAAUCUGCUAGAGUCAUUGGAGACUUGGUUACACUUCUCACACUAUGCAAAGGACUUCCGCUUGCUUAUAAUCGCGAUUUGCAGGAAGAUAAGGAACCUGUGUUUGACAGCGUGAAGACUAUAAUAGGGAUGCUUGAAGUUUCAGCUGAGUUUGCACAGAACAUCACCUUUAAUACUGUAAAAAUUCAAAAGGCGCUGCCAGCUGGCUUUCUCGACGCCACGACACUUGCUGAUUAUCUUGUUAAAAAGGGAAUGCCUUUCAGGACUUCGCACGAUGUCGUGGGAAGAUCCGUCGCCUUGUGUCUUUCAAAAAGCUGUCAGCUUCAGGAUCUAAGUCUUGACGAAAUGAGAAGUUUAAGUCCUGUUUUCGAGGACGAUGUAUAUGAAUAUCUUGGAGUUGAAAAUGCUGUUAAGAAAUUUGGUUCGUACGGUUCCACUGGGUCGGCUUGUGUUGCCGAUCAACUCGACUAUUGGGUCACGAAACUUGAAAUUAGCAGAAGCAGAACCCACUAGCAAACAGUGUUGGAGAAUACAAAUGGAGUUAUUAUCAAGACUUGAAGAUCCCAUCUGAGGACUUGGAAGGCUGUGUCAUUUUAGACUCAGCAACUGGUUGAUGCAGAGUUUUAAUAAACACUUAAGAUGAGAGCAUCACCAACAAGAGGCUGGUACAAUUUUCAGAAAUUAAGUGAUUAUGCAGUUCUGAACAUCAAUUUUGUGUUGCAGUAGAAGCAUUUAACAUCUGGUGACAUUUAUGUAUUUUUCCAUCUAUUUUAUAUUUAUCUGUCUCGCUGACUGCCCAAUAUAAUCAUUUGUUGUUGAA
Molecule: messenger RNA, 1973 nt
Organism: Mercurialis annua (annual mercury)
Lineage: Eukaryota; Viridiplantae; Streptophyta; Magnoliopsida; Malpighiales; Euphorbiaceae
Product: argininosuccinate lyase, chloroplastic
Exons: 6
Coding region: 83-1666 (527 amino acids)
Cellular component (GO): cytosol
Molecular function (GO): argininosuccinate lyase activity
Source: RefSeq, a predicted model, not a curated record